This is a messenger RNA of Chlamydomonas reinhardtii, 3942 nucleotides long. RefSeq lists its product as uncharacterized. Gene Ontology annotation, molecular function: transcription coregulator activity. Gene Ontology annotation, biological process: regulation of transcription by RNA polymerase II. NCBI's taxonomy places the organism in Eukaryota, Viridiplantae, Chlorophyta, Chlorophyceae, Chlamydomonadales, Chlamydomonadaceae. Bases 116 to 3415 code for a protein of 1099 amino acids. The record is from RefSeq and is a predicted model, not a curated record. Gene Ontology annotation, cellular component: SWI/SNF complex; nucleus. The transcript is spliced from 7 exons.
AUUUAGAGUCGGCAAGCGAAGCCCGGGCUAAGCGUUCUUGACCAGAAAACGCUUCUGUUCUCAAUUCAGUAGCAGGCAUUCCAUAGCGGACAGUCAUACAGGCGCGGCCGGACGCAUGGCCAGCCUGGCUACGUCGCUGGGCGGUGUGCUGGGGCGCAGCGGCGGCGUCAGUGGCGCCAGCGGCGGCGGCAGCAGCCGGCGCCGCCUCUUCGUCCCGGGGCCAGCCUCAACCGGCGGCGCCGCCGCCGCAGACGACCUCGGGGGCUCCCCACAUCCCUCUGCGCCGCCGCUGCCGCCGGACCUGCUACUGCCGGCGGCAGCGAUCAUGCAAGCAACGGGUGCGGGAGGUGGAGGGCCACGCGACGCGUCGUCCGGACCCGCCGCCGCCGCCGCCGCCGCCGCGCAGCAGCAGCGCCUGCAGCAGCAGCAGCAGCAGCAGCAGCAGCAGCAGGCGUACCCGGAGGUGCCCGGUCGCAGCCGUGGCGGUGGUGAGGGCGGCAGUAGCAUUGGCAGUCCAGCAGCAGUAGCAGGCGAGGGGCUGCCGUCGUGGCCGCAGCCAGCAGCAGCCGCCCCGGCCGCCACACCAGUUGCUACAGCCUACGCAGCCGCCGAGGUGGCGGCGGCUGCGGACGCCGGCAGCAGCAACCUGCUACUGCCGGCAGCGGCGGAGCAGAGCGAGGACGUGGUCGGGGUGAUUGGGCGCCUGGCGGCGGCGGCACGUCGCCCGUUGGCACGCUUCCUUCGUGGCGGCAGUAGCAGCGGCGGCGGCCCUGGCAGCGGCGGCGGCGGCAGUAGCAGUGGCAGUAGCAGUACCGGCGAGGAUGGCCGUCGCGCUCUGAAUCAGGCGAUGACGGCGGCGGCGGCGCGGUCGGAGCAUGCUACUGCUGCUGCCGGCGGCAGUAGCGGCGGCGGCGGUGCCUUCGGCGGCAGUAGCAGCGACAAUGCUACAGCCGCUGGUGCUGCUGCUGCCGGUCGGGAGCUGAUGUGGCGACACCGGGAUGUGUUGAUGGCGGACGUGUCGUUGUUCCUGGUGACGCCCACGCAGCAGCCACAGGCGCCGGCGGCCGUGCGGGCCCUGGUGGAGGGAGACGCGCUGCGGCUGCGGCUACUGCCGGCUACUGCCGCUGCUACUGCCACUGCGGAGGGAGGCGGUGGCGGGGCUGGUGGCGGUAGCAGCGGGUCUGGUGGCGUGGUGCGGAUGCAGGUGGGAGAUGUAUUUGAGGUGGUGCUGAACCCACCGCCGCCGCUUUUGCCACCUCACCAUCACCAGCACCGCAACCAGCAUCACUCGCCGCCGCCGCAGCAGCAGCAGCAGCUACUGCCGCUCAUGCGGGCCGGACCCGGCAUCUACACCUUCCGCCUGCCAGCGGCGGAAGCAGCAGCUGCUGCUACUGCCGCCAUCCCCACAGCCACCACCACCAGCAGCGGCAGUAGCAGUGGCAGUAGCAGCAGUAGCAGCAGUAGUAGCAGUAGCUACUACUGCCUGACGGUAUCGCCGACUACGGCCGACAGCUGCAGCCUGGACGAGCUGGACGCCGUGUUUGCCGCCUACACCUGCUACAGCCGCACCCCACCUGCUGCUGCUACUGCCACUGCUUCUGCUACUGCUGCUACAGCCGACUAUGGCAUCAACGGCGGGGCCGCCGGAGGGAGCCAGGGCGGGUGGCGGGCUGCGGCGGCGGCGGCACCCGCCGGUCCCUGGGUAGCACACGCCGAGCCGGCGGCGGCUGCGGCGGCGGCGCCUGGCGGCGGUGGCGGCGGCUCUCCCUACGUCGGCGCCACUGCGCCGUCGUGGCCGCCGCCGCGGGACACCAGUGGUGCUGCUGGAGGCCUGCGGAACAGGCGGGGUGGCAAGGAGCAGCGGCAGCAGCAGCAACAGCAACAGCUGCAGCAGCAACAGCGGCAGCAGGCAGGGUUUGGCUACAGCGGCAGAAGCUACCCGGCGAUUGCGCCGCCGGCGGCGGCCUCGGCGACCGUAGUAUACCCGCAGCAACAGCAGCAGCAGCUGCAGCUGGCAGUAGCAACAUCAGGCGGUGACGGAGAGUGGCUGCUGCAGUAUGGCGGCGGGGGCAGUAGCAGCACCGCAGCAGCGGCAGCAACGGCGGCGCCGGCGGCUGUAGCAGCCAUGGCUUGGGCGGCUGUAGCAGGCGCGAGCUCGCCGGCUGAGGCUGCCAACCGGGUGGCUGCGGUGUCGGUGUGGGCGGCACGGGCGGCGGGGCGGGGGCUGGUGGCGGCGGCGCACGUGUCGGCGUACGGCAUCCGUCGCAAGGCGGACGACAUCAUCCGAGGCCUGCCUGCUUCAGCGGUUGCAGGCGAGGACGACGAGGGCACCACGACCACGACCCACCUGCAGCAGCACCCGGCAGUAGCAGGCGGCGGCGGCAGUAGCAGGAGCGGUCACAAGAGGGAGGUGCUGCGCCGCUUUUUUUACGCCCUGAUCCACGGCAGUAGCAGCGAUGCCACCGCUACUGCCGCUGACGCUGGUACUCGGCGGCGGCGGCGCCGUGGCGCAAGGCGGCGGUCAUUCCCGUCGUCCAACUCUGUCGCCACCGCAAUGGGGACGGCGGCGCUGCUGGUGCCGGUGCGGGUGUGGGUGGUGCUGGUGUGGGUGGCGGCGCGGGCGGCGGCGGCGGCGGUGGGGCUGGUCUGCGAGCUACUGGCCCGUCUGGGCGCGGCGGCGGCGGACGCGGUUAUCUGGGCCAGCGGCCGCGCCGGCCACCUGGCGCCACACCUUCCGUCAUCGCCGCCGCCGUCACCGCCGCCGUACUGGCAGCAGCAGCGCUACCCGGCGGCGGCGCCCGUGGUGGGCUGGCCAGCUCCCGCGGGAGGGGGCGGCGGCGGGUGGCAGCAGCAGGAGCAGGAGCAGCAGGAGCAUGGCGAGGGAGGGCACGCGGCGGAGAGGGGCCCGGCGGCGGCGGCGGCGGCGUGGCGGCUGCUGGCGGCGGCGCUGGUGGCGCUGUCGCUGCCGGCGGAUGUGGCCAAGGCGGCGGCGGGGGCGGUGCUGCUGAUAUAUGGCGAGCUGCACGGGGCGGCGGAGGAGGCGGCGCGGCUGGUGCUGGGAGCGAGUGCGGCGGCGGCGGCGGCGGUGGCGGAGGCGGCGGGCGGUGCGGCGGCGGGCGGCCUGACCCGGGGCGCGCUGGAGGCAGUGGGCUACGCCCUGGAUGCAGCCACAGGCAUCCGCAAGGUCGGGCUACGUGCUGUGGCCCUGGAGUAUCAGAAGCGACACGCCGCGGCGGCAGUGCUGAGGCAUCUGCCCACAGGCACCAGCAGCACCGGAGCCAGGGGCGGCGGGGGCGGGGUUGGCUAUGCGGCAGCGCCGCCGCCGCCGCCUCUGCUGCCGCCACCGCCGCCAGUGACGGCACCGCCGGUGGUCCCGCCACGCGGCCGCUACACUUUCAACCAGCAGGAGUGGUGAUGUGGAGUGUAAGCAGUCACAAAACUGGCGCAUGGGGCGUGCGUGCGUGACUGAGAAGACACGCAGUGAAAGGCGUGGGAAUGGAGCCUGCGCGGUACGGAUUAUUGUCAGGUAUUGUACGGGCUACGAAGUGCGGAUGCGGUAUGGAAGCAAGUAGGACGUCACGUUUGGUGCCCGUGGGGCCCGGGCGUGGCUAGCUGGAGUGGGAGUUGGCGCAGGAGUGUGUGUGGGCUGCUGCUGGGGGUGAGCCUGUGAGGCCUUGCACGGCUUGCAAAUGCGGGUGGACGGAGAGGACAGAACGGACAGAUGUGGGGCAACCGGGGCAAGCAGUUUAGGGCACGUGCUGACACGGGCGGCCUUUCUGUUAGCGCUUAAUCUCUAGCUUGACUGAUCAGCGACACUGCGCUGCCCUGAUGCAGCAAUAAUACGGCACAUGCAAGUCUGUACCAACAACGCGCGCGAGCUGGUACACGUCAGCCCUGCCCGGACCGGCAGUCUGCUUCACGCCAGUGUAACCAUUUGGUGCG